This is a messenger RNA of Naumovozyma dairenensis CBS 421, 1350 nucleotides long. It is a transcript of the gene EAF3, whose product is annotated as Eaf3p. The record is from RefSeq and is a predicted model, not a curated record. Gene Ontology annotation, cellular component: nucleus; Rpd3S complex; NuA4 histone acetyltransferase complex. Lineage: Eukaryota; Fungi; Ascomycota; Saccharomycetes; Saccharomycetales; Saccharomycetaceae. The transcript has a single exon. Bases 1 to 1350 code for a protein of 449 amino acids. Gene Ontology annotation, biological process: chromatin organization; regulation of DNA-templated transcription.
AUGUUUGAACUCGGUGGGAAAUGCUUGGCAUUCCAUGGGCCAUUGUUAUAUGAAGCCAAAAUAUUAAAAAUAUGGGAUCCAGCAACAAAAACGGUUACAUCUAUCAAAAAUAGCAGCAGCAGUGGCAAAUCUACUGGUAGCAAUAGUAACGAUAAAUCCUUAUUACAAAAUACAAGUGCAACUGCUCCAACGACUGGCACAGCACCUACAGACCAGGAAUCAAUUCCUGCAGAAAUCAUUGCAUUCCCAUGCUAUUUCAUCCAUUAUCAAGGUUGGAAAUCUACUUGGGAUGAGUGGAUAAGUUCCAUAAGAAUUAGAGAAUAUAACGUGGAGAACUUAGAAUUAAAGAAGAAAUUAGUCAAUGACGCUAGAGAGGCUAAGAAAUUAAAAGAUCAAGAAAGAAAGAAGAAACAUCAGAAUGCUUUACAUCCUUCAUCGUCCACUUCUUCUUUAUCUGCAUCAAGUAGGCUGAAAAAGGUAAAUGAUAUAACCAACAAAUCAAACGGUUUAAAUAAACCAUCACAUAACAAUGGGCCAUCAUCAUCAUAUCAACUUCAAAAUAACAUUCAAAAUGAUCUACAUAAUCAAGGUCAGUCAAAUAGAAGAGGUAGUUCAAUUUCACCGCAAAGAGGAGGAGCAGGAGGUGGAGGUAUGCCACCUCAUUCAUCCUCGUCACCGGCAUUAGGCUCAUCAUCAUCUAAUUCCUCCUCUUCUUCAUCUGCAUCACAUUACCAACAGCAAUUAUUAUCUCAAUUACAUAGUAAUAAUACACUGUUCCCCAGAAUAACUCUACAUAUCCCAUUAAAAUUGAAAUCUAUCCUAGUAGAUGAUUGGGAAUGUAUAACGAAAGAAAAAAAAAUCAUAAAUUUACCAUGUCAAAAUAACGUAUCCAAGAUUUUGGAAGAUUAUGAACAUGACAUGCUGAAAUCUGACUCCUCCUCUCCUGCAUCUUCAUCGAUAGUCUAUCAAUCUCAAUUAAAUGAAUUCAUUCAAGGUUUAAAAUUAUAUUUUAAUGAAACUUUGUCAAGAUUAUUAUUAUAUAGAUUAGAGCGAUUACAAUACGAGGAAUUAUUAAUAGAUUAUCGAAAGAAACAUGAUGGGAACGAAUCACACAUGAACGUAUCGGAAAUUUAUGGUGCCAUGCAUUUAUUAAGAUUGAUUAGUAUAUUACCGGAAUUAAUAUCAAGUACAACAAUGGACAAUCAAAGUUGUCAAUUGAUUGUGAAACAAGCUGAGAAUCUAUCAAUUUGGAUGGUUCUACAUAUCGAUAAAUUGUUCUCCUCAAAUAAUGACAGUGAUUAUUAUAUCAAUACUUCAAGCCAAUAUGAAGGUGUAGCAUUAAAUACAUAA